Messenger RNA from Dermacentor silvarum, 1555 nucleotides. RefSeq names its product arginine-glutamic acid dipeptide repeats protein-like. NCBI's taxonomy places the organism in Eukaryota, Metazoa, Arthropoda, Arachnida, Ixodida, Ixodidae. The transcript is spliced from 2 exons. The record is from RefSeq and is a predicted model, not a curated record. Bases 6 to 1454 code for a protein of 482 amino acids.
CCUUUAUGGCUGCCACUUCGUACGGCCCACCACCGACGCUGCAAGGCCUGCGGCUUCCGACGCAUGGAGACGCGAGCCCUUUCCACUCUGCGCCGCCGGCUGUGCAACAGCCUCGGUGCGCAGGACCAGCGGCUCGCCCUGCUGGCACCAUAGACGCCAUGUCGUACCCCAUGCGGCUGCAGUGCGCCCAGUCGCCACUGACCGCAACGACCAAAACGGGAGCGCCUCAAGGAACGACAAAGCAGGACAACUCCAGACGAGGCAAGCGGACUGCGUUCGGACCAGCACCGCGUCGGGACUCAAAGUCUCGGCGCAGCUCGAAACGGCGCAGCUCUCCAUCACGGUCGCCGACGCGGCGUGCGGGGUCCAAGCUUCAGAAAGACCGCAGCCAUGGGGGCAACCGACGGAAGCCCAGCGGGUCACCGUCUGCAAAGUCGCCGCCAAUAGCUUUCGUUCGGAAGAGUGAGGUGCCCGCUUCGCCAAAGAGCCGGAAGCGUAGAACCAAUGCCUCGCCUCCUGGUCGCAACAUACUGCAGGACUCCUCCGGUACUGCACGUCAGCGGCGUGGCUCUGCUGCUCCGCCCUGGCUCCUUCCGACCGAGAUCACGGCUCCGCUCGUUGGUCCUCCUUUACAGCCGCCGCAGCAGCCUUGUGCGCCGGCCACCAUGUACGUCCCGUGUCACAAUCAGAAGUGCGAGGCGUUUCCCAGAUUUUCCGAAAUUCCCUGGGCCUUCAACUCGGUUCCGACGCACCGGGUUCCCAACUACGAAUGCAAAAAUUUCGCACCUCUUCCUGAGCAAGCGGGACAACUGCCACUGCAUAUACAUGAAAGUACUAUGCCACACAUGAACUACGCCGCUGACCCUCUGCCUGUACCUCCGUUGCCGUAUGGCCCAAUCUACGGGUACCACGUAAGUGGGCAGCGUUUGGAGCCAGGCUACAGUCACGUUCCUUCGCAAGGCCAGGCUGCUUAUCCGCCUGACUCAAUGCCAAACGGAAUUCUCCGACAUUACGUUUCUCGAGCCAACGAUGGCAGCCCAAGGUGGGAAACCACUUCACUCGCUACAACCAAGGAAAAAGCGAGCAGUUCCAGCGCGAGCACCACCACAAGCGAGAUGUCCAGCGAGGCGGGCAGGUCGAAGAAGCCGACGGAAAACGCCAGACUCGCUGUGUGCCUCGGAUGCGCCGGUUUGCUGGCCUUCGUGACACUUUACGCUUUACUCAACGUCGCCGUAGGUGGUCGUCUCUCUGCUAAUGACGGUGGACACCCGAUGACGGUUCGAGCGGAAGAUGAGGGUGCCAUGGGAGCUUUGCACAGCUUUGACUCUAACCGACAGGAGGCACCGCAUUCACAGGUGCUGAACGCUCCAUCAGGAGGGCAUAUUAUGACGUCACGGCAUCCGAAAGUGAGCGCGGAGAGAAAAAGUUCCGGCAACAAACGUUCUAGAGGUUAAGAAUAGUGGACGUUUAGGUCAAGGUGAGCCAUAAAGUACGGAAGUGUGCCUGUGAAGAAAUUAGUGUGUGAAAACCGGCUGCAUGCGGCCAGUGUCUUCUU